This is a messenger RNA of Saccostrea cuccullata (small rock oyster), 3032 nucleotides long. RefSeq names its product phosphatidylinositol 3,4,5-trisphosphate 3-phosphatase and dual-specificity protein phosphatase PTEN-like. NCBI's taxonomy places the organism in Eukaryota, Metazoa, Mollusca, Bivalvia, Ostreida, Ostreidae. The record is from RefSeq and is a predicted model, not a curated record. The coding region runs from base 425 to 1870 and encodes 481 amino acids. Gene Ontology annotation, biological process: phosphatidylinositol 3-kinase/protein kinase B signal transduction; regulation of phosphatidylinositol 3-kinase/protein kinase B signal transduction; protein dephosphorylation. The transcript is spliced from 10 exons. Gene Ontology annotation, molecular function: phosphatidylinositol-3,4,5-trisphosphate 3-phosphatase activity; protein tyrosine phosphatase activity. Gene Ontology annotation, cellular component: cell projection; nucleus; plasma membrane.
GGGUUAACAGCCUCGCGUAACAAAUAAACAAACGGAGUCCAAAUUGUAUUAGUUCUUUUAAGGAAUGACGAGAACGGCGUGAUUAGAUCUUCUCCAAUCAGAAUAUUCUCCAGAAGUGAUGCUGGGUUGAGAGAGAGGUAUAUAGCAUUACUGUUUUAAGACAACAAUUAUGAACUAUAUUUGACCGCGGAAUAUACACAUUACACCAGGAAGCCGCCAUAGUGAAAUAAAGGGAAAAGGAACGGGAAUGUAAUCAAGGAAGAGAUUUCAUCUUAUCAGUUUAUUAGUAAUCAACAUGUGAUAAGAAUUGGAUAAAAAAAACUACAGAGGAAAUUCUGACUAUGAGAAGUUUCUCCAGUGUUUGACCAUGACAUAAAAAUGGAGUUAAGAUCAUCUUCUUAAUUUGAUAUUUUUUGAAGACUAGAUGUACAAGAUGGCAAACUUUAUUAAAAAUCUUGUCAGCAAGCACAAGAGAAGGUACACGGAGGACGGCUUCGACCUCGAUCUUACAUAUAUUUAUCCAAAUAUAAUUGCCAUGGGAUUUCCUGCCGAAAAGCUGGAGGGUGUGUAUCGCAACAAAAUGGCUGAUGUUGUCAAUUUUCUGGAUGAAAGACACAAGGACCACUACAGAGUCUACAAUCUGUGUUCAGAGCGUUCCUAUGAUGUGGCCAAAUUCCACAACAGGGUGGUCAGUUACCCCUUUGAUGACCACAACCCUCCUAGACUAGAGUUGAUCAAACCUUUCUGUGAGGAUCUAGACGACUGGCUAAGGCAAGAUGGCCGAAACAUUGCCGCCAUUCACUGUAAGGCAGGCAAGGGAAGGACGGGAGUCAUGAUCUGUGCUUACAUGUUACACAGGAAGAAAUUUACCGAUUCUGAAGCAGCAUUGAAAUAUUAUGGACAAACACGAACCAGGGAUGAAAAGGGUGUGACCAUACCUAGCCAGGUCCGGUAUGUGGAGUACUAUGGGUACAUGAUUCGACACAAUCUACAGUACAAGCCUGUGACACUUUUACUCAGAGCCAUUGAUUUCUUUACUAUACCUAUGCAUAAUGGAGGGACAUGUUGCCCGUUUUUUGAAGUAUUUCAACUGAAAGUGAAAGUAUAUACCUCCAAGACAUAUGAAGAUAUUAGGAAAGGACAGGACAAGUUCUCAAUGCCAACAGACCAGUCCGUUCCUCUUUGUGGAGAUAUUAAAGUCGUAUUUUAUAACAAACCCAGACUUACAAAGAAAAAAGAAAAGAUGUUUCAGUUCUGGUUCAACACUUUUUUUGUGGGGAAAGAUGACUACAACCCCCCAUCCCAGUACUCAAACGGGAAAAGCCCCACCAUGGAAGACCCAAGGGCGUCCAAGUAUCUGACCUUGACCCUCAGCAAGAUUGAGCUAGACAAGGCCAAUAAAGACAAAUCACACAAGUUCUUCAGUCCCAAUUUUAAGGUGCGAUUACAUUUCACAAUGCCAGAUAAUGAUGUAACAUCCAAUAUGUCCGUUACUGAUGGUGGAUGCCACUCCAUUCCAAAUACCUUACAGGUCCCCCAACUCCCACGAAGUCAGUCAAUAGCUAAUGAGAAACUGACCAACAUGUCCAGUCCUUCUAAGGACCCUUUAUACAUGUCCACAGCAUCUUCGAUGCCUGCUUUGAAUGACCACAAUGCUCAAGUAGUGUUAAGCCAAAAACAAGUGUUUAGUCCAGACCGACCAAAGUUCCCCCACAGUAUUAAAGGGGGUAGUUACCAAAAACCAGGAGGGAGUGUGGCGAGUAUGGACACAAUAUGUAAUGAACAUAGUGAUAAUGAAAUUGUGGAGGAGGACUUGUCCGACACAGAUACUGACGAUGAGUGGGAGGGACUAGAGACCACGGCAGUUUGAUUGACAGCUGUCAAAUUUAGUGUGGUGUAAUUCUUCUAAAGUAUGCGAGUGUGAAUAGUGCAAAUGGAGGAAUGUUUAGUGGUAAUCAACUUAUGUGAAAGAGAGAAAAAUUGAGAUGUACAAGUGUUUUGAAUAAUUUAAUAUGAACUGACCCUUCUCAUGCCCAUCUCCACACUGGUAAUCAUGGUAUCAAAUUCCUUGUCAUGUGUUUAUAUUUCAAAAAAGAAUAUUCAUAUGUAAUGAAGUAGAUUUCUGUCUGAGAUAUAUACUCACCGUCAAUGAAAACGCAACACUCUAAUUUUAGGGUGAAAAGUAUAUACGGGUUAUAACUAUGUACUAAAAAAGUUAGGACAUCUUUUACUUUGCCAAAUCAGUUAUUUAACGGUUGAAUGAAUAUCUUUCCUCUACCGGAAGUUGCUUUUUAACCCUUUUCACAGAAUUCAAAUUUUUGCAUUUUUAAUAAAAUUUUUAACAAUAUUUUGAGUUUUCGAAGUUUUGUAGCUGUUUAUCAUAAGUAAUGUACUAAAAUGCCGGGAAAAAAAUCUUUCUUUCUUUACCGGAUGUGAUUCCUAUAUUUCCUCAAAAUGACUGAUUUUCAUUGCUUAAGCUGGAGAUUCUCAAAAUAAAGAAAAAAAAGAGCUGCAGAUGCAAAUUUGCACUAUUUAACCACUCAUCAGGCUCAUGUGUUUCAGUAGCAUAAAUAACAGUUUCUUGACCGGAAGUCCAAGAGUUACUACACUACGCCAAGUUAGAGAAAAUUCGACCGCAGUAUCUGAACAACAGGCAAUUAAAAAUGCCAAAGAAUGUUAAUUUCGCUCAGAUAAAGGCAUUGAUAAACCUAAUGCAUGGUAGAAAUCGGACUGCGUACAUUUAUGCUGUACAUGGCGGACUAGCAUGUUUUGAUUAAAUUGUAAGAAGGGGGAGGUGUUUUAUUUAAAUGUUAUCUGUUCAGAGGGCUAAAAAAUCAACUUUCGGUAAUGGAAUGAAAACCAUUCAACCAUUAAAUAACUGAUUUGGCAAAGUAAAAGAUGUCCUAACUUGUUUGGUACAUAGUUAUAUCCCGUUUAUAAUUUUUCACCCUAAAAGUAGAGUGUUGCGUUUUCAUUGAUGGGGAGUAUAUUUAUUUACUUGAAUUAAAUAUAUGUCAUUUUUGUCAGCAAGA